CUAAUGACUCCAAAAGUCUUUGGUGGGAUUUCCCAUCUUUAGAACUGAUAAUCUUUUAAAUAUUUGUAGAUACAUAAAUCCAUUCAUUAAAUUCAUAAUCGAUUACAGAAGAAUUAAACUCCAUCAGCAACAAUGACUACCCCUAAGGAGUAUUAUAAUUCUCUGCCCCCUGUGGCCAAGACAUAUGCAACCAUAUGUUUUGCAACAACCGGAGCCUAUCAGCUUGGGCUUUACUACCCUGAUACCAUAGCUCUCGUUUACAAAGACGUUUUCAAGCAAUUUCAGAUUUGGAGGCUUAUAACAAACUUCUUUUUCCUCGGACCUUUCUCUUUACCAUUUGCGUUUCACCUACUGAUGAUAUUACGUUAUGGGGUUUCUUUAGAGAGGGGUCCUUUCGACAAGAGGACAGCAGAUUAUGUAUGGAUGUUCUUCUUUGGAUCAUUCUCGCUACUGGCUAUGGCUGCUGUUCCAUUUCUUUGGUCUCCCUUCAUGGGAGCCUCGUUGGUGUUCAUGAUUGUUUAUGUCUGGAGCCGUGAGCUCCCUAACACACGUAUUAACAUUCAAGGUCUCGUAGAGUUGAAGGGGUUCUAUUUACCUUGGGCUAUGCUUGCAUUAGAUUUAGUGUUUGGGAAUCCAUUGAUGCCGGAUUUACUGGGAAUUGGUGUUGGCCAUUUAUAUUACUUCUUGACGGUUCUUCACCCUCUUGCUGGUGGCAGAGAUUUCUGCAAGACUCCUCUUUGGGUCCACAAGCUCGUUGCGUAUUGGGGUAAGGGAUACCAAAUGAAUAGUCCGGUUCAGAGGGACCCGGCCACCGGAGUUGCUUUCCGAGGGAGAAGUUAUCGCGUUGGUGGGACCACAACGAGGGACAGUCGUGAGGGGGAAACAAACACAGUGACUACACAAAAUGGAGCAACUUUUCGUGGCAGGGGUCGUCGCCUCAACGAAAGCUAAAUCGUUACACUUCCAUAUUUUAGAUAAUAACACUUAUAAUAUUUUCAUGAUGAUGAAUAGACAAAGUACCAAUCUUGUUUAAGCAAAUUAUAUUAUGCAUUAUUUCUUGUAAAAAGUACAAUGUUGUUGUACCACAGCCAACCUUGGGUGUGAACAUAUCAAUAAUAAUAUUUGUUCAAGAA
Messenger RNA from Lactuca sativa (garden lettuce), 1133 nucleotides. Its product is annotated as derlin-1. NCBI's taxonomy places the organism in Eukaryota, Viridiplantae, Streptophyta, Magnoliopsida, Asterales, Asteraceae. The record is from RefSeq and is a predicted model, not a curated record.